Molecule: messenger RNA, 1191 nt
Organism: Aureobasidium vineae
Lineage: Eukaryota; Fungi; Ascomycota; Dothideomycetes; Dothideales; Saccotheciaceae
Source: the annotation of a GenBank genome assembly
AUGUUGAACCUCCAGGAAUGGCAGAAGCUCCCCAUUGGACUCGGCGAACUCUGCAUCAACACGACGCUCCGCUGUGGGCAAUGCUUCAGAUGGCGCAAAUCAGAUGAAGGUGUCUGGUCAAUGGCCCUUCACGGCCGCAUCUUAGCAUUACACCAGGACCCUGAAUAUCUCUAUUACCGCUCUAUCAUUCCUGCAAAACAAUCACCAACUUUGAAAGCUCAAUCCGACGAUGAUACUCUACCACUCAUCAGACAUUACCUCAAUCUUGGUCCAAACCUAACCCAGCUAUAUAGCGAGUGGUCUUCUGCCGAUGCAAACUUCGGUCGCAAAGCUCCCAAGUUUACCGGAAUCCGCAUCUUGAAGCAAGAUGCAUGGGAAGCUCUUGUGGGCUUUAUCUGCAGCUCAAACAACAACAUCGCUCGCAUAUCGCAAAUGGUUGAGAAGCUCUGUACAAACUAUGGUCCUUUGAUUGGCCAAUUUGACAACAAAGACUACUAUGACUUUCCCACUCCAUCAUCAUUGGCAAAACCAGGUGUGGAGCAAAAGUUGAGAGAGUUAGGUUUUGGUUACAGAGCAAAGUACUUGUACAAGACGGCGUGUAUGGUUGCGGAGAAAGAAGAUGGAUGGCUAGACGCUUUACGAAACCCUGAGAGUCCUGUCCUGGGCGUGAAGCCAGCACCAGCUGGUGAGUGGGUAAACGAGGGAAGGGAAGGUUACCGGACAGCACAUGAAGAACUGCUUGCACUCCAGGGUGUGGGGCCAAAGGUCGCCGACUGUGUUUGCCUCAUGGGUCUGGGCUGGGGAGAGGCUGUCCCANUCUGGCAAAUUGCUGUCCGCGACUACAAAUUCGGUAAAGGCAAGCACUCGAGUCUGACUAAGGCUACUUACGAUGCUGUUGCGAACAAGUUCCGUAGCCUCUGGGGUCAAGAGGCUGGUUGGGCACAUUCAGUUCUCUUCACCGCUGACCUCAAGGCAUUCUCUGAGAGGCUUGUGGCCAAGACAGAAGUCAAGGAGGAGGUGACAGAGAUCAAAACCGAAGAUGGCGUACCUGUCGAAGAGACCAUCGUCGAAGAGGACAACACUCUGAUCAAAGGCAUCAAGAGAGAAGCUGAAGAGGACGAACAAAAACUGGUCGAGACGAAACACAACAUUGUCAAGAAAGCAAAGAGAAGAAAGAAGGCAUCAUAUUGA